CACUUCCCUCUUGCACGCCAUUAGCAAUGGAGAUUGGUCCAAGAAUGGUGGCUACUGUUGUUACAGUCAUGAGCUUCGCCGUCUUCUUGGGCGUGGUUUCUGCUGAUCCUGACAUGCUCCAAGAUGUCUGCGUCGCCGAUCUCGCUUCCAAAGUGAAGGUCAAUGGAUUCCCGUGCAAAGCGACUUUCAACGAAACGGACUUCUUCUUCGCCGGGCUGGCCAAACCCGGACUCACCAACAACACCUUAGGCUCUCUAGUGACCGCGGCCAAUGUCGAGGAGAUCCCAGGCCUCAACACCCUCGGCGUGUCCCUAGCCCGCAUCGACUAUGCUCCUUACGGCCUCAACCCGCCCCACACCCACCCACGAGCCACCGAGAUGGUGUUCGUGCUCUAUGGAGAACUAUACAUCGGAUUCAUAACCACCGCUAACGUCCUCGUCGCUAAGACUAUCAAGGCGGGCGAGAUCUUUGUGUUCCCUAGGGGUUUGGUCCACUUCCAAAAGAACGUCAUGGACGCCCCUGCGGCCGUCAUCGCAGCAUUCAACAGCCAAUUGCCAGGGGUUCAAGCCAUCGCAACCACACUGUUUGCGGCCACGCCUCCAGUGCCCGACGACGUGUUGGCCAUGGCAUUCCAGAUUGACGCUCAGCAGGUUGAGAUGAUCAAGGCUAAGCUUGCCCCCAAGAGCUAGUCUCCUUGUUAAACUCCAGACACGUCAAUUCAAGUUUGAUUUGGCCCUAAAAUAAAAUCAAGUUUGACAUUGCAAUUUCGAUUCUGCUCCUCUGAAAAUUGUUAUCUUUGUUGGUUUCAAUAACCCAACGUUUGUGAUCUUUUUGUACCCUUUUUAUUGAAUAAAAGAGGUUUUGA
Molecule: messenger RNA, 865 nt
Organism: Syzygium oleosum
Lineage: Eukaryota; Viridiplantae; Streptophyta; Magnoliopsida; Myrtales; Myrtaceae
Product: germin-like protein 5-1
Exons: 2
Coding region: 27-689 (220 amino acids)
Biological process (GO): plasmodesmata-mediated intercellular transport; regulation of root development
Cellular component (GO): plasmodesma; cell wall
Molecular function (GO): manganese ion binding
Source: RefSeq, a predicted model, not a curated record